Molecule: messenger RNA, 397 nt
Organism: Amyelois transitella
Lineage: Eukaryota; Metazoa; Arthropoda; Insecta; Lepidoptera; Pyralidae
Product: cuticle protein 70, isoforms A and B
Exons: 2
Coding region: 68-397 (109 amino acids)
Source: RefSeq, a predicted model, not a curated record
CAUUGUUACAGUGUCGCAAUACGGCAUCGCAAUCGGUAUAAAACGUCCCUAUGCAACCUCCAGCAACAUGAGUCCUGUGCUUGCAGUCCAAUCAAACAGCAAAAUGAUGAAAAUUAUUGUCGCCCUCACCGCUCUUGUGGCUAUCGCUGCUGCCAAACCCCAAUUCGUAGCACCCGUGGUCGCUGCUGCCCCAGCCCCUAUCGUGACUGCCACUAGUUCACAAUAUUAUCACCGCAUCAACAAUGGACUGGCAGCUUACGUUGCCGCCCCGGCCGCUUACGUUGCCCCUGCUGCCCCUUACGUCGCCGCUGCCGCCCCAUACGUCGCCGCACCCGCUCCUUACGUAGCCGCUGCCGCCCCUUACGUCGCUGCACCCGCCUCAGUUGUUGCCCUAUAA